This is a messenger RNA of Ceratina calcarata, 3373 nucleotides long. It is a transcript of the gene Pur-alpha, whose product is annotated as Purine-rich binding protein-alpha. The coding region runs from base 1311 to 2441 and encodes 376 amino acids. The record is from RefSeq and is a predicted model, not a curated record. Gene Ontology annotation, molecular function: purine-rich negative regulatory element binding; RNA polymerase II transcription regulatory region sequence-specific DNA binding; DNA-binding transcription factor activity, RNA polymerase II-specific. Lineage: Eukaryota; Metazoa; Arthropoda; Insecta; Hymenoptera; Apidae. Gene Ontology annotation, biological process: regulation of transcription by RNA polymerase II. Gene Ontology annotation, cellular component: nucleus. The transcript is spliced from 7 exons.
UGCGGAGCCACGAGUCGCGCUCCAGGCGCAGAGAUCAAUGUACUCGCCGCCCCCUUCGUACCUCGUCGUCGACGUCCGCGUCGUGGUCGUCUUCUAAAUCCGCGAUCCGUUACGCCGGGAUGCGUCCACGAGACGAUCCCGAGGAGAGUCCUCCGGAGUAUUUCUAGUCGAGGCCGGAAGAGAAUGGGAGAAGACGUUCCGGUUACAUAAAGAGGCACGUGAGUGCGUGAGAACCUCGUCAAAGAUGAUCGGUUCAUCUGGAAGGAAUCGAUGACUCGAUGAUUCGUGGGAAAUAUUUCUGGAGAGUCUCGAAUUGGGCAUCUGUGCUUCUUAUCAGUGAAGGGUCUCCUGAUCGGAGAAUAAAUUUCAAAGAUAAGGAUUGUCAUCUGUUAAAUACAAAAAUUCGUUCUCUCAAAUGUUUGAUCGACGAUAUUAAGGAAAAAAUGGGAUCUCUGAGAGGCGAGAAUACCUACUCCUUGACGAGGGAUGUGGGUUCAUAGAACGUAGCCGCCACCCAUCGAUGAUUCAAGCAACCCCGACCGCGUUCUCUGUCUCCUGAUAAUAAAUGGUGACCUAGUAAGGGCUGGAAAGCUCGAGGGUGGAGUUUAGAACAGUACGGGAAUCGGCAGAGGAUGACGGGUGGUGAGCCAGGUUGCGCCUCGGCGCAGCUCGAGGCCGACGAAGACGACGGUCAUCACGGAGAGCCGUGAACGGUAUCAUGUAUGCACCAUUGAACGAGCUAUCAAACCGCGCGCAGUGUUUAUGUUCUUAUUCGAGGUGUUUUAAACGCGGGUUCGACUCAAAGAGAAAACCGAUCAUCCAGUCUUGGACGCGAUUGAAAUCCGUGGACCAGGCGAAAGAUGUCAAUCGUUGCCAGGAUUAAUGAGACUGUUUCGAGUGGGAGGGGAAGUGGAGGGUGAGACGAAAGUUGAAAGCGGACGAGGGUGCGCGAGACGGAGGGAUGUCGAGGCCCAUUCUUCGCGGAGUGUUCUCGACCCUGUCCCAAUUUCCAGGCUCGCGAUAGAUUCGAAAAAGAAAGAGAGAGAAAGGAAGGAAGUUACGGAUUAAAACAGCUGCGAGAUGCGCACCAAAUGGUUCACAGUCGCUGGAAGAAGACAGUAUAAGCGACUUGGGAGUAGAAAAUUACUGAAGAUGGUAAUCGAUUGAGGGAAACGCGGGGACGACGAGAGAGAGAGAGAGAGGAAGAGAUAGUAAAUAAUAGACGGAGGGAGGAUAUGAGGACGAGAAUAGGAAUACAACAGGGAGUUCAGGUGCAUUGACUAUCGGUAGCGUGUGUAUAGUCGAGCAUAAUGUUCAAGAGCAGGAUCUUCCAGGGCGAUCUGAGCCCUGUCCCAAUUCCGGGCAACCUGCAACAGUCCAGCCAGCAGAGUCAGCAGGGUGAACAAGAGUUGGCGACGAAGAUGCUACAAAUUCAGAGCAAAAGAUUCUAUCUCGAUGUAAAACAGAACAGACGUGGAAGGUUUAUCAAAGUAGCUGAGAUCGGCGCAGAUGGAAGGAGAAGCCAAAUCUACCUGGCGCUUAGCACAGCAUCCGAGUUUCGAAAUUACCUCUCGACGUUUAGCGACUUUUACGCGUCCCUAGGUCCACCAAGCUCGGAGAACGUUCCAGACGAUGGCAAAUUGAAGUCGGAAGUGAUGACAAAGGAUAACAGGCGGUAUUAUUUAGACCUCAAGGAAAAUACUCGCGGCCGUUUCCUGCGGGUGUCGCAAACGAUCACGCGAGGAGGACCCAGGACGCAGAUUGCGAUACCGGCGCAAGGUAUGAUCGAAUUUCGUGACGCAUUGACAGAUCUCCUCGAGGAAUACGGUACGGAUGACGGCGGUUUCAAGGGUGACUUGCCAGAGGGACGGUACAUGCGCGUGGAUAGCAAGAAUUUCUAUUUUGAUAUCGGCCAGAAUAACCGUGGAAUCUACAUGAGAAUUUCCGAGGUGAAAACACACUUUAGAACAGCAAUCACCGUACCAGAGAAGUCCUGGGCGCGUUUUCGUGACAUAUUCGCGGAUUACUGUGAAAGGAUGAGAGAACGAGGUACUGGUAGCAACGUCGGUAUGAACAGCGGCGGAGGAGGAAACGUGAUGCCGGAGGGGAGGGGCUCGGUGGUGGCACAGGUGACACAGAAAGCCGGCGGUGUAAAGAACAGAACGGAAAAGCGACAGGCCGAUCAGCGGCAGCGCGAAUCAUUGAAACGGCGCAAAUCCCUGCCGCGGCAAGCAGAACCGAACGCUGUCAAUCCUGAGAAAUCCAUGUCCGCCCCAGCCUCCCAAGUCCCGACCACCACCGACAUCCCGAUGUCCUCUGGUUCCGCUAUAACUACGUCCAGCACGAGCAAAAGCACGGUGUCCGAGGAGAACGUUUCUAGCGCGUCGACGGCGUCGCAGGAGAUUCAAGGUGUACCGCGCUUAGAAACUGUGCAAGUGUAGACACCUCAUACAGGUAUUCUACCGUUGCGCACGGACUUAGGACGCGGGAAGAAGCGAUUGAAAUGUAACGUGAUUCGUGAUGCUUAAAACGCGCAGUCGUUUAAUUUGUUGUUUUAAUGUUCCGUACUUCGUGUGCCGCGUGUUUCGCGCGUAGUUUCGUUUCCCGGUGGACACGGGUGUCCGUUCGCUCGCGGGAAUAGUUCGCUUGUUGAUUAUCGAAACGUUUAGACAGUUAGUUAAGAGGGUUUCCAGUUAAAUACCAGUGCAAGUGGAUGCGUACGUGUAUCGACGCUUCGAACCGGCUCUUCUCUCUCACGGUAAAUUAUUAUUACUCUUUUCUAAUUAUAUAGUUAGAAACGUGAUGCCUAGAAAUUUUAUCGAGCGAGAGAAAUGACAGAUCUAAAGUCGCCCACUGAUAUUUUCGAUUUAUAUUCGACAACGUCUACUUUCUCAGUUAAACGGAGAAGAGCGUUCGUUCUAUAAGAAAUUCAUUCGAAAAAAGUCGUUUCCCUUAUUUUCAUUUCGAUCCUCUGAAAAAAGUAAAGGUAUUCUUUUCGUAUCUUUGAAAGACGAUGGAACCCUACGUAAAGUGUUGUCAAGACGAGAAAAGAAACGUUUAAUAACUUGACGUGAGUUUUUGUUCCGUUACUCUCGAUUGUUUUAGUAAAGAUGGAUCGGUAUCGUUAAAUACUUUGCUCGUUCUUGCAUGAGACAGUAGCUGUAUAAGUUACGUAAUAAAAAUGUCCGGUUUCGGUUGGAUACGACCCGAGAUUCGCGUAUUCGCAAAUUGCGAUAAACAAGGACCACCUAUUGUAUGCGAAUAACGACUUAAGUUAAUUAUUACAUUCUGUUCAGAGCUAUUCAAUUUAUAUUACACAGCUAAACAUUUAUCAAACAUUUAAUAAAGGUACUUUCUUUUGAUACUAAAAACA